GAUUAUUUUUAGUUACCGAUGGGUAUACCUACUUGUAAUUAGUUAAUGUAUACUCACGUUUCUCCCAGCAAAACUGCCGAAGAAAGAAAUGUGUAUAUAAUUCGAUCGUUUUGAUAUUGGAGGCGGUAAUGCAUGAAUCGUACUUUUGGCUACAUUCAUGCAUGCUUAUUGGCGAUAUCCAGUUUCAUCUUCGUUUACAAUUAUGGAAAAAGGUUAUAUAAACUGUGUUGAUACGUAGUCAAUCCCAGGGAAAAAAAGUAGAAGAGUAAGAAAUACAAAAACUUACGGAAUAAUUUACCCUUGUAUAUGUGAACAAUGUUCAUCAUAAAUUAAUUGUACAAUUAAAUGACAAUAAACAGAUUUGAGCCUUUGGUGACUAUAUUAAGAAAUAUGGCUUUUAAAAGUUAUUAUGCAGUAGCUAAAGGCCGUACACCUGGAGUUUAUCAUACUUGGCCUGAAUGUCAUAAACAAGUGUUUCGUUUUUCUGGACCUGUAUUUAAAAAAUUUAAAACAGAAACAGAAGCACGCAAAUUCAUUGAAGAAUAUGAGAAAACAAAUAAAGAAAAUGACAUGAAAGAUGCAUUAUCUAUAAUUGGUAAAAGACGACAAAUACAAAAUAACAAAGGUACAGACUCUCAUACCGAACACUCAGGUUCAAAAAAGCUAAAAACGACAAGUUCAACAAAACAUGAAAAUAUAUGGAUAGAUAAAGUAAAUGAUUUAACUCAAAAUUUUAUUGUGGAUAGCGAUGGUUUUGUCAAUGUAUAUACAGAUGGUGCAUGUAGUGCAAAUGGGAGAGAAAACGCAAAGGCUGGUAUAGGUGUUUGGUUUGGCGACAAUCAUCCUCUAAAUGUAUCAGAAGCUGUUGUUGGUCGAGCAACUAACAACAAUGCAGAAAUUAAUGCUGUAACUGUAGCUGCUAGACAAGCAAGAAAGGCAGGUAUUAAAAAUUUGAAGAUUAAUACAGAUUCCCAAUUUCUUAUCAACUGCAUAAAGUAUUGGAUGCCUAGCUGGAAAGAAAAGGGAUGGGUUACUUCAAAUAACAAACCUGUUAUAAAUAAGAAUGAACUAAUAGAAAUGGAAGAAGCUUUAAAACCUCUAAACGUGGUUUGGAAUCAUGUCAAUGGUCAUGUUGGAGUUUAUGGUAAUGAAAUGGCUGAUAAGUUAGCUCGGACAGGAAGUUCAAAAUAUAUCUAACAUUCAUAUGUAAUAUUCACAAAAUAGUCAUUAAAUAUUUAUAUUUUAAUCAAUAAUUUAAA
Molecule: messenger RNA, 1259 nt
Organism: Bombus terrestris (buff-tailed bumblebee)
Lineage: Eukaryota; Metazoa; Arthropoda; Insecta; Hymenoptera; Apidae
Gene: rnh1
Product: ribonuclease H1
Exons: 7
Coding region: 346-1197 (283 amino acids)
Biological process (GO): DNA replication, removal of RNA primer
Molecular function (GO): RNA-DNA hybrid ribonuclease activity; nucleic acid binding; magnesium ion binding
Source: RefSeq, a predicted model, not a curated record